Molecule: messenger RNA, 1992 nt
Organism: Megalops cyprinoides (Indo-Pacific tarpon)
Lineage: Eukaryota; Metazoa; Chordata; Actinopteri; Elopiformes; Megalopidae
Gene: htatip2
Product: HIV-1 Tat interactive protein 2
Exons: 6
Coding region: 54-890 (278 amino acids)
Biological process (GO): import into nucleus
Cellular component (GO): cytoplasm
Source: RefSeq, a predicted model, not a curated record
AAACAGGAAGCGUCUCUCUUGGCACAUACUUGUCUGUGUCACUAAAAUCUGUUAUGAAACUACUAGACUGUAGCUGCAGUAAAAUUGUUGGCUUCUUCACCAUUUUAGUUGCUUUGAUUGCAGCUGUGUUCCAUCAUUUGGAGAAUUCGGAGUGUACCGAAGUUACGUUUCCCAGAAUGGCGAAUGAUAUGAAGACACUGGAAGAGAAUUUCAGACAGAAAAAUAAAACUUGUUUCAUUCUCGGUGCAUCUGGGGAGACCGGCAAGGAACUGCUGAAAGAGAUUGUUAGUCGACAGAUUUUCUCCAGAAUUACCCUGAUCGGGAGACGACAGUUGACCUUUGAAGACAAAACAUACGAAAACGUGAUUCAGGAGGUGGUGGAUUUUGAAAAGCUGGAUGAUUAUGCUGCAGCUUUUCAAGGUCAUGAUAUUGGAUACUGCUGCCUGGGCACAACAAAAGCCAAAGCAGGAACUGAAGGUUUUAUACGUGUUGAUCAUGACUACGUAUUAAAGUCAGCACAGCUUGCCAAGGAUGGAGGUUGCUCCCACUUCAAUCUUGAGUCUUCAAGGGGAGCAGAUAAAAACAGUGGCUUCCUCUACCUGAGAGUAAAGGGAGAAGUUGAGGCUGAUGUUGAGGAAUUGGGCUUUGAAAGAUAUUCCAUCUUCAGGCCUGCGGUCCUCAUGGUUGACCGGCAGGAGUCCAGACCAGCUGAGUGGUUGGCCAGGAAGUUUCUCGCCCCUGUGUCCUAUUUUUUUCCUACUGCCUUGUCCAUACCCAUAAAAUCAUUGGUUAGGGCAAUGGUUGUCAACACACUCAUUGAGGGGGAAAAAAAGGUGGAAAUCAUAGAGAACAAGGCCAUUUACAACUUUGGGAAGAUUGCAGAAAAGUGAAAAGAAGCCUGUGUUCAAAAAGUUAUUUAAUGUGAAUGUGCUUUUUUUUCUGAAUCUGUGCCUUUUCUUUAUGCCAGCUUAAUUUUUGGUUUGAAAGAGAUUUUGAAAGGUGUGGAAAUGAAUGGGAACAACAUUUUAAAAGGUGCCUUUUCCUAUUGUAUAUGCGUUUCAAAAACAUAUAAUAGAACUGCACCUAAACUGCAGAUGUAUUCAUGAUGCCUUUACAAGGUAGACAAGGGUGUCAGGGAUGAAUUUAAUUGCAUAUCUAGAAUUUGGUACCAAUGUAAUAUGAUUAUUUUUGCAUUGAUUGCAUUGGUUUGACCAAAGGUGAAAAAAUGUAAAUGCAGUGGUGUGUGUUUAUCACUUGAUUUCAUUUCUGUCACUUUUCUUUCUGUGAAAUAUGGAUGUGACUAUCUGGGCAAUACAGCUUUGAAUAUGUGUCCCUCAUCACUGCCAAACUGGAGAAAGACUCAAAAUAGUACAGUAUGAUCCCAGGUGACCUGGAUAUGGCUCUUGUUACGCCUUUCUUAGGCUACCAUUUGGUGCUCCUCGGAUGGGUAAUGGACCAGGUGGCAUGCCUGUUACUACCAGAAACUUGCUUAGAAUGGUUUUAAUCCUUGGAGCUAUUAUGCAAACUGUAUUGUUUCCAAAGGAGCUAAACCCCUAAUGCAAUCAAACCUUUUUCCAAUUGCUUUGGCUCUGCCCAGGGUGGAAGUGAUCUUUACAGCUAUACACCCUAUAUUGAAUGUCAUACACAGAAAAUAGUGCAAACAUACCCCCAGUGCAACCAGUCCUGCCCCCAGUGGCAGUGGUAUGCACCCCAUAAGUGCAUACACAUCAGUGAAAAUUCUGCUUGGUCAGGAUUUGCAAUGUAGAAACAUUAACUUAACACUACAAAUCAUGACUGUUACAGUUCAUGAUAAGAUCAGACAUUCCAGCACCUUCUGUCCUGGGGUGGACAUGGACACAGCUAUACUGCUUUUACAUCUACUCUAAUUUUAUGUGCUGUCAAAGGCUUUGCAUUCAUUUUAAUGUUAUCAUGAAACUGGCCUUCUGUUAUUGUUGACUUCAAACUUGAUUACAAAUAAAUGGUUGACUCCUA